Nyctereutes procyonoides (raccoon dog) is the source of this 2673-nucleotide messenger RNA. RefSeq names its product NLR family pyrin domain containing 6 (gene NLRP6). Gene Ontology annotation, cellular component: cytoplasm; canonical inflammasome complex. The record is from RefSeq and is a predicted model, not a curated record. Gene Ontology annotation, molecular function: peptide binding; vasopressin receptor activity. Gene Ontology annotation, biological process: acute inflammatory response; response to bacterium; regulation of inflammatory response. The transcript has 8 exons. The coding region runs from base 1 to 2673 and encodes 890 amino acids. NCBI's taxonomy places the organism in Eukaryota, Metazoa, Chordata, Mammalia, Carnivora, Canidae.
AUGCACUUCAAGGAAAAGCUCAUGGUCAGCAGCGUUAGGUGCGGGGACAGCCCCCGCAGCGUGGAGCUCCUUGUGGCUGCAGUGCGGGAGCUGCUGCAGGCCACGUUCGAGGACCUGAACCAGGAGCAGCUGAAGCGCUUCCGCCACAAGCUGCGGGAUGCGACCCUGGACGGCCGCAACAUCCCGUGGGGGCGGCUGGAUGGCUUGGACGCCAUGGACCUCGCAGCCCAGCUGACCCACUUCUACGGGCCGGAGCCUGCACUGGACGUGACCAGAAAGACCCUGAAGAGGGCGGACAUGCUGGACGUGGCCGCGCGACUCAAGGAGCAGCAGCUGCAGCGGCUCGGCCCCAGCUCCUCCACACUGCGCUCCGUGUCGGAGUACAAGAAGAAGUACCGGGACCACGUCCUGCAGCAGCACGCCAAGGUCAAGGAGAGGAAUGCACGCUCGGUCAAGAUCAACAAGCGCUUCACCAAGCUGCUGAUCGCACGCGAGGGCGCUGCGCUGCCCGACGAGGCCCCAGGGUGCGCGGAGGAGCUGGAGCCCAAGCCCCAGUGUGCACGGCGCUCCGACACCCACACCUUCAACCGCCUGUUCGGCCGUGACGAGGAAGGCCAGCGGCCCCUGACGGUCGUGCUGCAGGGCCCGGCGGGCAUCGGCAAAACCAUGGCGGCCAAGAAGAUCCUGUACGACUGGGCGGCCGGCAAGCUGUACCACGGACAGGUGGACUUCGCCUUCUUCCUGCCCUGCCGCGAGCUGCUCGAGCGCCCGGGCACCUGCAGCCUGGCUGACCUGGUCCUGGACCAGUGCCCCCAGCGCAGCGCGCCCCUGAAGCCCAUGCUGGCACGGCCGGAGCGGCUGCUCUUCAUCCUGGACGGCGCGGACGAGCUGCCCCCGCUGGCGCCCCACGCGGCGCCCUGCACCGACCCCUCCCAGGUGGCUGACGCCGCGCGGGUGCUGGGCGGCCUGCUGGGCAAGACGCUGCUGCCCACCGCCCGCCUGCUGGUGACUGCACGCGCCACGGCGCCCGGGAGGCUCCUGGACCGCCUGUGCUCUCCGCAGUGCGCCGAGGUGUGCGGCUUCUCCGACAAGGACAAGAAGAAGUACUUCCACAAGUUUUUCCGGGACGAGAGGCUGGCGGAGCGUGCCUACCGCUUCGUGAAGGAAAACGAGACGCUCUUUGCGCUGUGCUUCGUGCCCUUCGUGUGCUGGAUCGUGUGCACCGUCCUGCGCCAGCAGCUCGAGCUCGGCCAGGACCUGUCGCGCACCUCCAAGACCACCACGUCCGUGUACCUGCUGUUCAUCAUCAGCGUGCUGAGCUCCGCACCUGCCGCCGAUGCUCCCCGGAUGCGGGCCGAGCUGCGCAAGCUGUGCCGCCUGGCCCGCGAAGGCACCCUCGGGCACCGGGCCCAGUUCGCAGAGAAGGACCUGGAACGACUGGAACUUCGCGGCUCUAAAGUCCAGACACUGUUUCUCAGCAAGAAGGAGCUGCCAGGGGUACUGCAGACGGACGUCACCUACCAGUUCAUGGACCAGAGCUUCCAGGAGUUUUUCUCGGCGCUGUCCUACCUGCUGGAGGAGGAGCGGGAUCUCCAGGCACUUCUGUGGGGCGAAAGCCACCUCACGCUCACCACGCGCUUCCUCUUCGGGCUGCUGAACCCAGAUCGCGUGUCCGACAUGCAGCGCCACUUCGGCGUGGUGGUUCCGGAGCACGUGAAGCGGGAUGUCCUGCUGUGGAUGCAGGAACAGGGCCAGGGCCGCCCUAGGGCGGCACCUGAGAAGACGGCAGGGACGGAGGCCGUGGAGGACGCCGAGGAGCCCGAAGAGGAGGAGUGUGAGCCCAACUACCCGCUGGAGGUGCUGUACUGCCUGUACGAGACGCAGGAGGAUGCCUUCGUGCGCCAGGCCCUGCGCUGCCUGCCGGAGCUGGAGCUGGAGAGGGUGCGCCUCAGCCGCAUGGACCUGGUCAUCCUGAGCUACUGCGUCAGGUGCUGCCCGCCCGGGCAGGCCCUGCGACUGGUUAGCUGUGGGCUGGCCCCCGCACAGAAGAAAAAGAAGAAGAGCCUGAUGAAGCGACUGCACAGCAGCCUGGGCGGCAGCUCUUCACAAGCCAGCAAGAGAAAACCCCAGCCCUCUCCACUACGUCCACUCUUCGAGGCCAUGACUGACGAACACUGUGGUCUGAACAGCCUGACGCUGUGCCGCUGCAAGCUGCCUGACUCUGUGUGCCGCGACCUGUCUGAGGCCCUGAGGGAGGCCCCGGCCCUCACAGAGCUGGGCCUUCUCCACAACCAGCUCAGCGAGGCGGGCCUGCGCAUGCUCCUCGAGGGCCUGGCCUGGCCCCAGUGCCACGUGCAGAAGCUCCGGGUGCAGCAGCCCAGCCUCCAGGAAGCGCCUCAGUACAUCAUCAGCAUCCUCAGACAGAGCGUGGCGUUGUCCACCCUGGAUCUCGGCGACUGCCAGCUGCCGGGGCCCGUGGUCACCUCCCUGUGUGCGGCCCUGCAGCACCCAGGAUGCCGCCUGCAAACCCUCAGUCUGACCUCCGUGGAGCUGAGCAAGGAGUCACUGAAGGAGCUGCAGGCAGUGAAGACAGCAAAGCCGGGUCUGGUCAUCAUCCACCCAGCCCUGGACAGUCACCCCAAGCCUUCCAAGGGACUCAGCGGUGCACUCUGA